ACGGAGGCAGAAGCCCCUCCGCAGACGCACAGGUGAAGAAGAUGAUGUCCUCCUCGCGCCUCCUCCUGCUGCUCCUCUCCCUCAGCGCCUCCUUCAGCUGCUCCUCCGCCGCGCAGAGAGACUCCAAACUCCGCCUGCUGCUGCACCGGACCCCCCUGCUGGGCUCCAAGCAGGACAUGUCUCGCUCCUCCCUGGCCGAGCUGCUCCUCUCAGACCUCCUGCAGAUGGAGAACGAGGCUCUGGAGGAGGACGGGUUCCCCCUGAGCGAGGGCGAGCCCGAAGACAUCCGGGUCGACCUGGAGCGCGCCGCCGCCAGCGGCCCGCUGCUCGCCCCCCGGGACAGAAAGGCGGGCUGCAAGAACUUCUUCUGGAAGACCUUCACGUCCUGCUGAGGGCCGGCCUUCGCGGAAGCUCCUCCCCCUGCAGACGUCCCAUUAGUUUUAGAUUUUUCUGGUUUGAUCUGAACUUGAAACUAUUUUUAAUUCUUGGUUUGAAUAAAAAUCUGUUUGAGACAAA
Molecule: messenger RNA, 516 nt
Organism: Oryzias melastigma (Indian medaka)
Lineage: Eukaryota; Metazoa; Chordata; Actinopteri; Beloniformes; Adrianichthyidae
Product: somatostatin-1
Exons: 2
Coding region: 42-392 (116 amino acids)
Biological process (GO): regulation of cell migration
Cellular component (GO): extracellular region
Molecular function (GO): hormone activity
Source: RefSeq, a predicted model, not a curated record